AACAUACCUCCAUCUACGCAACCCAUCAUGUUCCCACAAUUUGGGGUGAUGACACUGAAUAUUUUAACUCAUAUCGGUGGCUCAAUCCAGAAAUAACAUCAAAUACAACCAGUUAUAAUUUCAUACCUUUUAGUACCAGUCCAAGAACUUGUGUGGGAAUAAAAAUGGGAACUUUAGAAGUUAAAACUAUAUUAGCAGUGAUUAUUAGAAAUUUAGAGUUUAAAUUAGUUGAAGGUUUUACUUUUGGAGUAAAGUAUGUGAGCGUAGCUAAACCUCUUCCUGGAAUUGAUCUAUUGGUUUCAAGAGUAAAUUAUUAA
Messenger RNA from Cetraspora pellucida, 317 nucleotides. Lineage: Eukaryota; Fungi; Glomeromycota; Glomeromycetes; Diversisporales; Gigasporaceae. The record is from the annotation of a GenBank genome assembly.